This is a messenger RNA of Biomphalaria glabrata, 2740 nucleotides long. RefSeq lists its product as uncharacterized. NCBI's taxonomy places the organism in Eukaryota, Metazoa, Mollusca, Gastropoda, Planorbidae. The record is from RefSeq and is a predicted model, not a curated record. The transcript is spliced from 19 exons. The coding region runs from base 68 to 2413 and encodes 781 amino acids.
UAGUUGGCCUACUCUCACGCUGGCCGUGAUAUUCUACUGCCCUUUUGCAACAGGUGUAGGUUUGUUAAUGGGCAGAACCUUCUUGGUAGCUCUCCCUGGCGUGAAGGACAUGAGUAUUCACUGCUUCCUGUCGACGUUGACAAGUAUUGUAGAGGUCCAUGCCCACACCCACCACUUGAAAAACAUGCCCACCUACCACAUUGUCUCGACCACUGUCCAGCGUUUCCGAGGCUGCUACGUCGCCAUUGAGUCUCACAAUGUAAAUACCACUGGUAUUGAUAUAUCCUUCAGUUUCCGCGGGAACGGCUCUUUCGGUCUGAUGAUCAUGGUGACUGUCAAGAAAGACAUCUUCCUGGACGCGAUGCAGGCACUUCCGGAGGAAUCUUGGGGUCUGCAAUACUUUGUGGCGUCCACAGAUAACCUGCCAACGAUACACGUAGUCAGCUGCAGCGAAAACAACUUAAUCAAAUUUCAAUUCAAAGAGCCCAGACCGGAACUGUUUGAGCAAUACCCCUGGUACAGCACCAAAGCAAACUCAAAGGGUAUCAGUGUCGCCUUAGACCACUGGCAAACUUUUACAAUAUCAGCUUGUGGAAAUAUAAGUAGAAAGGUUAUGUCAUUAUCUGGGACAGUGGUCAAAAGUUAUCUACCGAUCGGUGUGAUCGUUGGCACGUGCUACGUAAGUUACAACGACUGUGCGAACCAAGGGAAUUACUCACAGCUUGCUCUCGAAAUGCUAAUGCCAGCACAGACUUACGGUUAUUGUUUCAUCCCCGUGGCUUUGAACCCAGUACACAGUGACGUUCGACUUCAAGCGGUGACACUGUAUGACAGGACGACCAUUUGGUAUACUUCAUUCGAAAAUGUUAAAGUGCGCCAAAGGGUUGACCAUUCCGAUACAGCUAUAUAUUUCAGGUACAAGGCAAUUUCUCUCGUGAACGCCAACAGAGCUAUUCAGCUGGUGUACAUGAUGGAGUCGAUGUGCACCGAAUGUGAGAUGAAUAUGACUGUGACCCUCUGCAUGGUAGUGCCCAUUGAACUGUUCUAUGACGUCUACGCAUGGAGGGUACCACGGACUGAUCACAAAGUCUUGUCGAUGGAUUAUUUCGCCGCAUUAGUCAUUCUGCAGAAAAGACUGAAGUUUCUGAAACUCAAUGAAGCAAUAUUGAUAUUACCAAGUACUGCUUCAUACUCACUGGUGUCAAACAGUUCUGUCAGAGACGCAGACAAAUGGCUGGUCCUCAUUCUCCAGCUUCAUGCAGAAGACUACAGUGUGUACGAUGUUGGGGUGGUCAGAUUCGGGUGCUAUCUCUACGGCCGAGGUCAUCGCUCAGCCUUCAACAUACCGGCAGGAUACAUCUCGUCAAACAUACAGGAGUGUCUCAGAAGUGCACCCAAGCACGGGGAUCUAUACGACAACGAUUGUGAUGGCAUCAUUGAUGAGGAGGUGAAAGAUGGUCGAGAUAAUGACAUAGACGGUUUCGUAGACGAGGAUUUAAUUAAAUUAGAAAGAGUGAAUGGCGGAUGGGGUUCCUGGUCAGAAUGGACAUGUUCUAGAAAUUGCUACGAUUUUAGAAAGUUUCGCACAAGAGAGUGUGACAAUCCAUCUCCAAACUAUGAUGGCUUAGACUGCGGGAAUGCGAGUAUUGAAAGCAAGGACAGUAACUGCUACACAACUACUACAUGUCCUUCACUUUGUCCACAGGGAGCCUGGGCCUAUGAUUGUGUCCGUUCCUGCGUGCACUGUCUGCCUGACUGCGACAAGUUUACCGGAAUCUGCUCCCAGUGUCAGCCUGGCUAUAAGGAUCCUCAUAAUUCAUGCCCUUACGCCUGUGAUGUCAAUACGUAUGGCUCCAAUUGCUCUGGUAACUGUUUGCAGAAAUGCGGAGCAGACUGUUUCGAUCGAGUAACUGGUGCAUGCAGAGAUGACUCCUGGGAUUGGAUAAAUUACUUACUAAUAAUUCCCUUCUUGGUAGUCCUUGUAAUGGUCAUCUGCACCUAUCGUGCUUUUUGUGUAAAAGCUCAAAAGAACACGAAAUCACCGCCCAACGCGGCACGCAUUGAGCUCACGUCUUCUUCUGAGCCCCCGACCGAUGCAGGCUCUAGGUUCCAGUCGAUGGCCAGCGUGUCGUCGUCUGCCAGUGCUUCCAGCAGGGGGAGCUCCUGCGCCGCUGCGUUGCUUCAGAAAUCAACGUUCUCCUUCCGAGCUCGGAUCAAGUCCUCCACCAGCAUAGACACCGGGACACACCUGCAUGGGGUUGUACAUAACCGCGCCGCUCCGCCGGGGAUCCUGGUCAAAAAGGUGUCGAGCGCAGACAGCGAAUCCGAAUUCCCACGGCUCAAGAAGACAGUUUCCUUCGCAGGCUAUGAGUCAGGGCAUAGACCUAAUUUUCCGGAAGAGAUUUUAACAUAAGAUUUGUUCAUGCUACACUGAACUUCAUGUCGCAAAGCAUGUAGCAUUUUUUUUCUUGAUGUCGCAAAGCAUGUAGCAUUUAUUUUUUUUUUACAAUCACUGGCAUAUACGCUGUACUUGGAAUAUUAAGUCUGCAAAGUAUAUUAGUAUUUUUCUACUGUCGCUUGUACUAUCAACACAUAUUUCAAGUGAAUGCCGGAAAGUACUUUGACUUUUUCAAGUGCCGCUGGUAAUAUCUGCGUUGUUACUGAAUAUAAUGUCGCUAAGAAGUGGUACAUUUUCAAAUGUCGCUGGUACUAUCUACGCUUUGCCUAAGUGUAUGCCGCG